AUGAAUAUUGUCGAGGAAUAUUUUUGGCAAGCUGAUAUGGCUUUUCAAAGUAAUCGUCUAAAUGAAUCAUGUCAAUAUAUUUGCCAAGCGAUUGAACAUCUCGAUCAGCCGAAAUUAACUUUAGAACAGUUAGAAUUGCUUUGGACAGUAAUUCCAAAAAUGAUUACUCAUCAUACAAGAUCUAUUGAACGUCUUGUUCAUCAUCAUCAAAGUAUGCCGAUUGAAACGGAUGAGUGUUUCGAUCGUUCAGUCCAAAAUUAUGUUCGACGAUUAGAAGAAGAUCAAGCUGAUCGCUGUUGGAAAUUUAUUCAUUGUUUUGAUGCAAAUCUUAUUCAAGAGAAAAAAGAUAUCGAUCAUAUACAUCUUCAUCGUCUUCAAGCUGAUCUUUAUCUUCAAUUAUCUUAUGUGUCUCGACAAUGA
Molecule: messenger RNA, 420 nt
Organism: Adineta ricciae
Lineage: Eukaryota; Metazoa; Rotifera; Eurotatoria; Adinetida; Adinetidae
Source: the annotation of a GenBank genome assembly